Molecule: messenger RNA, 2210 nt
Organism: Microstroma glucosiphilum
Lineage: Eukaryota; Fungi; Basidiomycota; Exobasidiomycetes; Microstromatales; Microstromataceae
Exons: 3
Coding region: 27-1952 (641 amino acids)
Biological process (GO): transcription by RNA polymerase III
Cellular component (GO): RNA polymerase III complex
Molecular function (GO): DNA binding
Source: RefSeq, a predicted model, not a curated record
CUCACCAGCGCCAUCCUCCAGUGACCAUGUCCACCCCUUCUGGCUCAGGAGGCAAAGAUGCUCCUCCAAUCAAGCCAGGAAGGCCAGGCGUAGGCAGCGGUGACCCUUCCACCUCAACCUCCCAAGUGCCAUUGACCGCCGAUGCUCCCACAGACACGGCCUCUCUGACGGGAGCAGCUCCACCCGCAUCGCGAGUCAAUGCAGCUACCAAUGCUGCCUCAUCGUCGUCCUCUUCAGCUUCACGUCUACCCUCCUCCUCGGCUGCUCCAUCGACCUCGAGCAUGCCUAGACCGCAGAGCGCCUCCGUCGGACCGGGCGCCAAUCGACCUACCGUCAGCAUGGUCCCAGGCAGAGGGACAGGUGCAGCCCUCCGCGCCCAGCCAAGAAUGACCUUCAAGCCCGUCAUGCCACAGCGGCGCAAAGUUCCAGCCGCGGGCGAUGUACAGAUCAAGCAGGAGAAUGUUGCUUCCACCUCUGCGGGGUCUUCUUCUCGAUCUGCCUCUGGCUCAGGGCGAGGAUCUGGUGAAAGGGGAAGAGGCUUUGGUAGAGGAGGACGUGGUGGACCUGGUGGUGGGCGCGGCGGACGAAGGGACAUUGAGCUGGUAGCCUCUGGACCCUUCUCACUGGGUACUGGCUCCACUUCCAGACUAGACAGAGCUCGCCAAAGUGCUGCAGGUCGUUCAGGCGGGGCAGGAGCUGGCAUGGGCGCAUCUGGUAAAUGGGGUACUGGAGGUGAAGGCAAUCUCGACGACUCUGAGAAGCUCAAGCCUGAUCCUGGACGAAUGGCUUACCGCAACCCGGACAAGCUUAGGGACAAGGAGGAAUACUCGGACCCGGAAGAAGAUAUAGAGAUUGUCGAUCUGGACGAUGUGGGUACGCUGGACGAAUUGGCUCCACGCGCUCUACCUAGGGUACAAGAGAAGGAGAAGAAGAGGAGCAAGCAGGGUGAGGAGGCUGCUGAUAAAAAGAAGGGCAAAGGAAAAGGAAAAGUCAAGAUGGAGGACGCAAUGGAUGUAGACAAGGUCAAGCCUGAUCCAGAGGAUGAGGAGCAGAGGGAGAAGAACGCCCUGUCUGGCCCUGCUUCGCGAGCUGCGACAAUCUCAUCCGGCACCUCCACGCCUCGACAUGGCACUGAAGACGCCGACUCUGCCUCUGAGGAAGCAGAGGAGGACCGCAAAGGCAUCGACGCCCUGGACCUCUCCGAGUCCGAAGCUGAGGAAAUCGGCGACGACCUGGUAGACGACUUUGUCUUUGAUGAGGAAGAGGGCGAUCCUACUCGGCUGUACCUCUUUCAAUUCCCGCAACUCUUCCCCAAAUUUACCGCUCCGAAAGUCAAGCCGGAGGGACCGCCCAAGGAGGAGGGAGCUGCUGGGGGAGUGGGUGCGGGUGUGGUCAAGGUGCCCAGUGCGCUUAGUAGCAGUCCGCCUGGCUCCAGUGGGAACAAGCCCAAGAGGUCCGUCGCCUUUGCCGAAGGCACAUCGGGCGGCACUCCACCUGCCUCUGGCUCUGGCUCUGGCUCAGCAAAGGCUGCUGCUCCCAAUGGCGUGAAGAAAGAACCUAGCUCCUCAGCUCCUCCCACUGCUGCCCCUCCUGGCGCUCAAGUCAAGGUCAAGCAAGAAGAAGGGAUAGAUGGCCAUCUGGGACCUGAAGGGAUGAUUGGCCGCUUGCAGGUGUACAAGGAUGGCAGAGUAGAGAUGCACUUUGGCAAGAUUGUCAUGGAGGUCUCCGGCGGCUCCCAAACUACCUUUCUACAAGAUCUGGCCCUCCUCGACGCCUCUACCCGUCGCGCAACCCUGCUAGGCGAGGUACAUCGCAAGUUUACCGUGAGCCCCAAUGUGGAGAAUAUGCUGGAUGACAUGGCCGAGGAAGAGGCAAGGGUGGCGAGGGUCAAGAAGGAGGGAGGUGAUCCCGGUGCGGCCAUGGGGAGUAGUGAUAGUGAAGGGGAGAUAUAGACGGAAGUCAGAGCAGGGCCGAAGAAAAGCACACACACGACUCGUCAUGAAUGAGGUAUGCAACGGUAGCAUUGAUGUACAGCACGAAACCACCUCAACUCCCCCGCUUCCUAGCACCACCCAUCUGCCUACGGGGUCAUCAAUAGCCAUUCGCACUCAUCACCUUCUCAAUCUCCUCCAAGUCCAGAUCGGACGCAUCGAUCCCCUCGAGGUCACCAAAACUGUCAUCUUCUGCCGUCCCUGUCCCUGUCCCAGUCU